This is a messenger RNA of Medioppia subpectinata, 852 nucleotides long. The record is from the annotation of a GenBank genome assembly. Lineage: Eukaryota; Metazoa; Arthropoda; Arachnida; Sarcoptiformes; Oppiidae.
AUGAGGGGAACGCGACUGAUGCCAAUGGAGGACCUGAUGAAUGUCACUAUUGAUGAUCUAAAAAAUGACGAAUUGAACGAAAUAUUAGCCGACUUUAUGAAGAAAGAGCACACGUUUGACCAUGGUACAGAAACACUGCUCAAGGUGCUAUAUACGCUGCUGAUUGUGUCCGGAAUACUCGCUAAUAUAGUCAUAAUUGGUGUGAUUAUAGUUAAUAAACGUCUCUUCACGUCAAACAAUAUACUGUUAAUCAAUCUGUUUGUGUCGGAUAUACUGUUGUGCAUAUUCUGUAUGCCAUUUACGCUGAUUGCCAUUACACGCAGGAGUUGGCCAUUUGGUGCCGCUAUAUGUAAACUCGUGCCAUUCAUUCAGGCGGUGACCACUUUUGUGUCGGCCGUCACCAUAUCGUCCAUUGCCAUCGACCGUAUGUUUCAGAUUACGGCCAAUCAGUAUUCAGUGAGAGGUUUGGUGACCCAGUCGUCGCCCAAACUGAUGAAAUACGGCUUCUAUACGCUCAUCAUUUGGAUCAUAUCAAUGCUAUUGUCGGCUCCCAUAUGUGUCUACCAGAGUGUGGUUGGCUUUGGCAUCAAAGAGCUGAUCCUAUACGACAAGUGUGUGGAGAACUGGCCCAACAAUAAUCGUGGCAUCUAUUCCUUCGUCAUACUAAUCACCCAACUAUUGAUCCCGAGUUGCGUAAUGUUGGUCUCCCACUACCGGAUCCGAUCCCAUCUCAAUAGCAAUCGUAUCAUCCGGUGGUCUAACUAUCACUUCAGACAACAUUCCAGCAGUUCUUCUAUACAUUCCAUCAAUAAUAAUAAUAACGACGAGAAUAUCAGACAUUUGAUAUUUUAA